Messenger RNA from Dama dama (fallow deer), 1721 nucleotides. RefSeq names its product adenosine deaminase domain containing 2 (gene ADAD2). The record is from RefSeq and is a predicted model, not a curated record. Gene Ontology annotation, molecular function: double-stranded RNA adenosine deaminase activity; double-stranded RNA binding; tRNA-specific adenosine deaminase activity. Bases 1 to 1692 code for a protein of 563 amino acids. Gene Ontology annotation, cellular component: cytoplasm; nucleolus. NCBI's taxonomy places the organism in Eukaryota, Metazoa, Chordata, Mammalia, Artiodactyla, Cervidae. The transcript is spliced from 11 exons. Gene Ontology annotation, biological process: adenosine to inosine editing; RNA processing.
AUGGCUUCACAGGCCAGUGCAGCUCUGGGCACCGAUGACAGUGGCCGCAGGAAGCCCCGUCUGGCAGCAUCACUGCAGAUCAGCCCAGGGUCCAGCCCCUGGAGGCCCUCGGCCAGUCUGGGCCAAGAGUCUGCGCCCGCCCCCAACGCAGAGGACGAUGAACCGGGCGGGCAGCUCCAGGCCUCUGCAGCGGCUGGGGACGGGCCCGCCGGGGAGUUCCCGAAGGUGGCCAGACAUCUGGGCCUGCUUCUCAAAGACCCGCCGCCGGGCCAGGCCGUGGCCUUGCUUACUCAGUACGCGGCUAAUCUGGGCGUCUCCCUGAUCUUUCGAGAAGGCCAAACAGCAGACCCCUGCUCGCCCUUCUCUGUGGCUGUGGAGCUGGAUGGGGUGGUCUGCCCCCCAAGCACUGCCAACAGUAAGCCGGAGGCCAAGCAGCAGGCAGCUCUCUCUGCCCUCCACUACAUCCGGCGUCAGCUGGAGGGCCCAGCUGCAGGGGCAGAACCCCCAAAGACCCCCAACCAGCCUCCUCUCGCUCCUCUGAGCAUAGAGAACAUCGUGACCCAUGAGCAGCGCUGCGCGGCCGUGGUCAGCGCAGUCUUCGACCGCCUGGUAGAUGCCAGCUCGCCAUACUGGGCCUGCAAGGGGACUGUGGCCGCGGUCAUCCUGGAGCGAGAGGUCCCGGGCGCCAGGGGCCACGCCAAGGAGACCUACCAGCUGGUGGCGCUGGGCACCGGCGGCGGCAGCUGCGCCGGGUGGCUGGACUUCUCAGGCCGGCAGCUGCACGACUGCCACGGGCUGGUGGUGGCCCGCCGGGCCCUGCUGAGGUUCCUGUUCCGGCAGCUCCUGCUGGCCACGCAGGGGGGCCCCAUGGGCAAGGAGAAGUCCGUGCUGGCCCCCAAGCCGGGGCCCGGGCCCCCCUUCGCCCUCAAGCCCCGGAUCUUCCUGCACCUCUACGUCAGCAACACGCCCAAGGGAGCCGCCUACGAUAUCUACCUCCCUCCGUCGUUGGAGGGCGGCCUCCUGCACGGCCCCCCGCUCCGCCUGCAGGCCCACAUCCAGGGGGAGCUGAAGCCGGUGUGCUACGUGGCCCCCGCGCUCCGCGACACGCACGUGGGCUGCCUCUCGGCGAGUGACAAGCUGGCGCGCUGGGCCGUCCUGGGGCUGGGGGGUGGCCUGCUGGCCCACUUCCUGCCCCCCCUCUACACCACCAGCCUGGUCCUGGCCGACUCCUGCCACGACCCCCCGACCCUGAGCCGGGCCAUCCACACGCGGCCCAGCCUCGACAGGGCCAUGGGGCCGUGCCUGCCAGCCCCCUACACCCGGACCAUGCUCCACCUCUUUGCAGGGCCCUCGGUGGCCCCCUCUGACCUCCCCCCCAACACCUGCCAGGGCCUGAGCCUCAACUGGAGCCUGGGGGACCCGGACGUCGAGGUGGUGGACGUGGCCACCGGGCGUGUGAAGGCCGACGCUGCCCCCGGGCCUCCCUCGCGCCUCUGCAAGGCCUCCUUUCUCCGGGCCUUUCGCCAGGCUGCCCAUGCCCUUGGGAAGUCCCACCUGCUGGCCUUGCAGACCUACGAGGCAGCCAAGGCCGGGCCCUAUCAGGAGGCUCGCCAGCAGCUGUCCAUCCUCCUGGACCAGCAGGGCCUGGGGGCUUGGCCCUCGAAACCGCUGGUGGGAAAAUUCAAAAACUGAAGCAGAGCUCCAGGGGCCGAGGUUCUGAG